GCUCCACCAAUUCCUAUCUCCGUAUCAGCAUGCCCAGAGUCCGUCCGUGGAUAAUCACUUGCUGAGCCAGGGGCUUGGCGUCCGCCUUUACGAAUGGCUUUGUUCGAGUAUCAAAAUUACGGGUUUCACGCAAUAGACGCAUGCCGUCAUGGCUACGAUUUCGAUGAGGCGUUCAGGGGUUGCGGCUCUUUUCCCUACAGUUAGGCUUCCUUUCUACCGUGUAUUUUGUCUCUCGGCUGGGCCUACUUUGGUUCCCCUCGGCCUUUGUUUUGACUUGUUCGGGCGGUUGAUUUUGCUCUGUCUAUUCCCACAAACGGUAUCACUUGGCCGCUUAGCUGGGCGUUUGCAUUGUUGGCACCGGUGCCUGGGGGACGCAUCGGUGAUCAGGGGUAAUCUUCAGGUGAGAUCAGGAACUAGGGCAAACAUGGAUACCCCGCCCUUGAUGAAGGUGCACAACUUCGCGUUUGAUUUUCUCAUACUUCGCAACAAUCUGUGGAAGAUCGCUACGGGCGAUGUGAGGGGUUUCGGGUCGUUCGACAUAGGGAGCACCCGACAAUGACAAGCAAAUUCUGACCCCAUCCUGGUUCCGUGCAUCGUGAAGAGAUCUAGUGACACAUGCGAACUCACCAGGACCUUCUCCGAGCAGACGCGAGACUUUCCCAACAAAUUUAGCAGACCGUGGACGGCAGCUUCGGAAUGAGCAAUGCACUAAGACAAGAAACAACACAUUAAACUUAGCCUGGGGUCACC
Molecule: messenger RNA, 750 nt
Organism: Trematosphaeria pertusa
Lineage: Eukaryota; Fungi; Ascomycota; Dothideomycetes; Pleosporales; Trematosphaeriaceae
Exons: 1
Coding region: 149-559 (136 amino acids)
Source: RefSeq, a predicted model, not a curated record